AUGAGCCCCUAUUCCAAUGAAAUUUUACAUCCAUCACCGGAACGUAUUCUUGAGUUACGCGACAUAUACUUGUCAAAGUUUGAGCCAUUGACGCCCUUCGUUGACAAUGAGACGUUCGAUGACUUAGUGCUCGAAGUUUUGCGUGAUGGGCUAAAAGAUUCCGUCUCGUCAUGCUUUGUGCUCUCGAUUUUCGCGUUAGCCGCCAUCUGGGGCAACUAUCCUGAAGAUGAACGACGUUCAACUCCGAAUGCUGCAAACGGCAGCCCUGCUCACACCGUAGCGGUGCCUGAGCAGCGGUUCAAAGAAUCAUCGAUUUACUUUGCCAUGGCUCAAAGCCGGAUGUCUUACGCUUUGCAAGACGACUCCCUACUUGGAGUUUCAUGUUACUGUCUCAUGGGGUGA
This is a messenger RNA of Clonostachys rhizophaga, 402 nucleotides long. NCBI's taxonomy places the organism in Eukaryota, Fungi, Ascomycota, Sordariomycetes, Hypocreales, Bionectriaceae. The record is from the annotation of a GenBank genome assembly.